CUUGCGAACUGGACGGUGAUACGCCUUCGUCAGGUUUACCAGUGUUACCCUAGAGUCAACAUGCAAGAUUGCGGCCACCCAAAAUAAGUAGUACGUCAAAUGAAGUGACUGCAGGUUUUUGUGAAAAUGGGUGCAGCACGACCGUGUUUCUAAUCUCCGAGAAGACUUGGGUACUAAUACAUGCCAAACUUGAGCAGCUUGCCAACAUCCCCCGAAAGUUCUUGUGCAGAGCUGAUACCUCCCAUUAAAGGUGACACAUGAAUUUAAUCAUGAUCUCUAGGCAAAGUAUUCAUGCAUUUCUGGAUAGCUGUAGCGAAUGCGCUUAACGAUAUGUGGUCUGAUAUAAAAUACAUCUGCUGUGCGUGGCUCCGCCGCGACAAAGUUCGUCUAGCUUCCCUUCGAGCUAAGUCUCAGAAACGAAGCUAUCAAUUGGACAUUGCGCAUUGA
Molecule: messenger RNA, 447 nt
Organism: Periconia digitata
Lineage: Eukaryota; Fungi; Ascomycota; Dothideomycetes; Pleosporales; Periconiaceae
Source: the annotation of a GenBank genome assembly